Molecule: messenger RNA, 855 nt
Organism: Stereum hirsutum FP-91666 SS1
Lineage: Eukaryota; Fungi; Basidiomycota; Agaricomycetes; Russulales; Stereaceae
Exons: 5
Coding region: 1-855 (284 amino acids)
Source: RefSeq, a predicted model, not a curated record
AUGGCUGACACUCGAAAACAUAGCAGGCGUGGUUUAAAAUUUCGUGCAAAUCUCAUACUGGCGGUCUCGAUCUGGGCUAUGUUCGUACUAUCAACAGCCGACUGGAGUCUCGCAUUGGCUAAUACGCUGGCCGUUCUGAAGGAUCAACAAAAGCCACGGCUCGUAAUGUGGGCCAACAUAGUAAACGCGGUCAUACGACUCAAUACCGUAAUUGCAGACGCAGUACUUGUUUGGCGAGUGCGAGUAAUCAGCAGGCACGAAUACCCGAAACUUCUCGCCGUCGCGAUAGCGUCCUUCUGCCUAACCGCAGCAUCGGCUUGCGCCACCAUUUGCUUGAGAGCUACGCUUAGCAUUAUGUUUGGCACAGACGAUGCACGCGCAAAUUCAACCCGAAUAAACAGUGCACUGGUGGUUAUCCAGAUUUUAACAUUCGCCAUCUCUUUCAUCACGAAUGUCAUCACCACGUCAAUUAUCGGCCUCUAUGUUUGGUAUGUGUCUCCCCUCAGGCUGUUCGAUCUGAACUCAUUUCUUCAGGAGCUAUACUCAAUGGAACGAUCAGCAAAUCGUCAUUAUCUGCACCUUCGGAUCACGAAGAGCGGGCGAGCCGCAGGAGUCGAAUACCGGUUCGAGUACAUCCGUCAAAUACAGAUUCAGCAGAAAGAGAGCUCGAGAGCUCAGCCAUGUCUGUCACGGCAGAACAUCGCCGAGCAGGUUUUCCACGGAAUUCGUCGGACGGAGGGGUUGGAUCGGGCACGAUGCUGUCUACUGUCGUAUGGCUGGACUCGUAGGACAUUGCUUCAGGCUGUUAUACCGCAGUAUCUCUUCUGGAAGGCAUUUAGCGAUUUUCAAGGAUGA